AUGUUGCUACAGGCCGAGGGGAUAAGGAUGAAUUGCACAAUGGAUGAUAUGAACUUGAUUCAGCAAGCACAGAGGCAUCAUUUGGUGGUCAGAGAGCUUGGAGAGGAGAUUGAUUUGGAAAUUGGUCAUGGAGAUGAUGACCCUUCAUUUGCUACCACUCCUGUGAUGGUUGGUCCACCACAAGAACAUUCUGCUGAGGACAAUGAUGAAGUCAAGAAUAUGAUGGCUUCUUCUCAACUUUCAAACGAAGAGCAAGAUACAUCAAAGACACAACCAGUAAAAAGAAAGAAGAAGGUGGUCAAAAGAUGGAGAGAGGAAUGGGCAGAUACCUACAAGUGGGCAUAUGUGGAUGUGAAAGAAGGAACUGCGAGGAUAUUCUGCUCUGUUUGUAGAGAGUAUGGGAGGAAGCAUCGAAGGAAUCCAUAUGGGAAUGAAGGCAGUAGGAAUAUGCAGAUGAGUGCGCUGGAAGAGCAUAACAAUAGCUUGCUUCACAAAGAGGCUCUUCGUCUGCAGAUGGCCUCCAAGGAUAAGAUUGUGGUCGAUAAAACCAUCUAUGUAAAAGCUCUUAUGUCAAAAACGGCUGGAUCUAUUGUUGAAGCUGUGCUAAAAAGGGACCCUCAUGAGGUUGAGUUUAUACAAUCAGUGCAGGAAGCUGUUCAUGCUUUAGAAAGAGUAAUUGCAAAAAAUUCUCAUUAUGUCAACAUCAUGGAACGCUUAUUAGAACCUGAACGUAUGCUUGUUUUUCGAGUUCCUUGGGUGGAUGACAGGGGUGAGACACAUGUCAAUCGAGGUUUUCGGGUACAUUUUAACCAGGCACUGGGUCCAUGUAGGGGUGGUAUUCGUUUUCACCCAUCAAUGAACUUAAGUAUUGGAAAGUUUCUUGGUUUUGAACAGACAUUAAAGAAUGCCUUAUCACCAUACAGACUAGGAGGGGCUGCUGGUGGAAGUGAUUUUGAUCCCAAAGGAAAAAGUGAUAAUGAGAUUAUGCGCUUCUGCCAAAGUUUCAUGAAUGAGAUCUAUAGAUAUCUAGGUCCAGAAAAGGACCUUCCAUCAGAAGAGAUGGGUGUUGGUACUAGAGAAAUGGGGUAUCUAUUUGGACAAUAUAGACGCUUAGCAGGUCACUUUCAGGGAAAUUUUACAGGGCCAACGAUAUUUUGGUCUGGUUCUAGCCUUCGAACCGAAGCUACUGGCUAUGGGCUGGUGUUCUUUGCGCAGCUUAUGCUUGCUGACAUGAAUAAAGAGAUCAAAGGAUUAAGAUGUGCUGUAAGUGGUUCGGGAAAGAUUACAAUGCAUGUCCUAGAGAAGCUUAUUGCUUACGGCGCUCUUCCCAUCACAGUAUCAGAUUCAAAGGGGUAUUUGGUGGAUGAGGAUGGAUUUGAUUACAUGAAAAUAUCAUUUUUGAGAGAUAUCAAAGCCCAGCAGAGAAGUUUGAGAGACUACUCAAAGACUUAUGCUCGGUCUAAGUACUAUGAUGAAGCAAAACCUUGGAGUGAAAGGUGUGAUAUUGCAUUUCCUUGUGCUUACCAGAAUGAAAUUGAUCAAUGUGAUGCCGUUAAUCUGGUUAACUCAGGCUGUCGUAUCCUCAUAGAAGGUUCAAACAUGCCUUCUACUCCUGAAGCUGUUGAUAUUUUAAAAAAAGCCAAUGUUCUCAUUGCUCCUGCUAUGGCAGCUGGCGCUGGAGGCGUUGUUGCUGGGGAGCUUGAAUUAAACCAUGAGUGCAAUUUGAUAAACUGGUCACCUGAGGACUUUCAAUCUAAAUUACAGGAAGCAAUGAAACAGAUCUACCAAAGAGCCUUGAAAGCAGCAAGCGAUUUUGGCUACCAAAAGGACAGUCCUGAGGCUUUGGUGCAUGGGGCCGUCAUCUCUGCUUUUCUAACCAUUGCUCGAGCCAUGUCUGAUCAAGGAUGUGUGUAG
Messenger RNA from Dovyalis caffra, 1914 nucleotides. Lineage: Eukaryota; Viridiplantae; Streptophyta; Magnoliopsida; Malpighiales; Salicaceae. The record is from the annotation of a GenBank genome assembly.